CAACAUUUAUUACUCUCUGUUUCUGCUUUACAAUCUCUCAACAAUGGAGGGGUUUGGGUCAAAAGAUUUGGAAGAUUCUCUCUCUGAAUUCACUCUUGCUGAGGGCUUGUACGGUACAACACAGUAUGACUUUUGUUUGCACAUUGGACAUCAAUGGGCAAGUGCAACACUAAAGAGGAUCCUUACACUUUAAAGGAUAUUAGUUACCAUGUGAUCAUAGAAAUGGGGAAAAUAUUCAAGGAUGUAGGGGAACAAUCACUGGGUCAGGAGUUUUGCCAAGAUAUUGCAAUCAGCUUUAGUCGCUCAGCUAGUCGUAAGGGAAAAUCUGCCAUAACAUGGGAGCAGGUACAAAGUUGGUUCCUGAACAAACAAGAACAGUUGCAAGAUAAAGCUACUCCCUCAUCUGGUGCCCUGAAAUUAUUUGUUGAUCAUUCAGAUGCACCUAUUUCAAGCAAUAUCCCUCAAAGUUCAACUUCUAAAGUUAGAAAGGCCUCAGAUCUUUCAGAGUUGAGGUAUGAAGCUAAAUCGUCGAAAGAUAAUGCAUGGUAUGAUGUUGCUUCGUUCCUCAGUUAUAGGGUUCUUCAUACAGGUGAACUUGAAGUUCGUGUACGAUAUGCUGGCUUUGGUAAGGAGGAUGAUGAAUGGGUGAAUGUUAAAAAUAGAGUGCGAGAGCGGUCUAUUCCUUUAGAAGCCUCUGACUGUCAUAAGGUGAAGGUUGGAGAUCUUGUGCUAUGCUUCCAGGAAAGAGAACAUCAUGCAGUUUACUGUGAUGCCUAUAUUGUUAAAAUCAAAAGGAUGCCACAUGACAAUGACAGUAAGGGCUGCAGGUGCAUCUUUGUUGUCCGCUAUGACCAUGAUCACACUGAGGAAAAAGUUGAGCUUGGGAGGAUAUGUAGCAGGCCAACACAUUAUUCACGGUCCCCUAUGGAUAUUGAAGUAGGGUCUACACAAUAUUAUUCACAGCCCAUCUUUGAAUUACAAGAAGGAAUCAAAUUUCCUUUUUAACUUGUGUACAUCUUUUAUGCGGUUAUGGAACCAAAUGAAUGGGGCGGUGCUAGUGUGGGAGGUUGAUGUGCAUAAUCAUCUAAGACUUUUUGAAUGUUACCUAUUGUAAGCCUAUAUACUAAUAGAAUAGGCAAAUUAACUACUAACCAUAGAACUUU
Quercus lobata is the source of this 1163-nucleotide messenger RNA. Its product is annotated as protein SAWADEE HOMEODOMAIN HOMOLOG 1-like. The transcript has 10 exons. Gene Ontology annotation, molecular function: chromatin binding. NCBI's taxonomy places the organism in Eukaryota, Viridiplantae, Streptophyta, Magnoliopsida, Fagales, Fagaceae. The record is from RefSeq and is a predicted model, not a curated record. The coding region runs from base 154 to 1005 and encodes 283 amino acids.